Messenger RNA from Penicillium manginii, 3414 nucleotides. RefSeq lists its product as uncharacterized. NCBI's taxonomy places the organism in Eukaryota, Fungi, Ascomycota, Eurotiomycetes, Eurotiales, Aspergillaceae. The record is from RefSeq and is a predicted model, not a curated record. Bases 1 to 3414 code for a protein of 1137 amino acids. The transcript is spliced from 7 exons.
AUGCCUGCCGAUGACCCAUUCGCCUUUCUGGCUGCUGAGCAGCCCAAGCCUGCCCCUGCAAAGAAACCUCACUGGAGGGAUAAAUUGUUCUCAAAGGAUAAGAAUCGUUCUACCCCGGACAAACAGAUCGAGGACUUCCUCGCGACCUCACGACCCGUCCCUGAUGGCCUUGCGCCCAAGGCCGACAUCCCCGAAGACUAUCCCAGCGCCCCUCAAGUCUCCCUCCCCAUUCACCAUCGUGAACAUGCCCCUCCUCCUUCAAUCCCUCCCAUCUCCGAAGAGAACUAUUCCGCCUUCAAUUUCGACCAGGGGGCCCCUCCUCAUCUCCAGGAUGCCCCUCCUCAACCACGCCCCCUACCCGCCGAACCAGCUCGGAAACCCACCAUGAGGCGUCGCAAAAACAAGGGCCUCCGCGUCGGUUUCUCGGAUCGCGCCCCCGAGAUAAUGGGAGAGGGAGGUGAUGAGUCCGAAUCCCCCACCAUCGAGAUCUCUUAUAAUCGCAAGCGAGCUCUGGAGCGACAAGCGGCGAACCCCCCCGCGGCGGGCCCCUUCACGCUCCCCACUCCCGACACUCCGAGUCAACACCACGCUGGGCGAAGUCCUAAUUCACGACCUCCCCCCACACAGAAUGUGCAGGAAAAUGAUUUCUUGAACACCCUGGGCAUUAGCGACAAGCCCGGUUCGCGACUCUCCUUUCGUGGGUCGCCAGACUCGCAUUCGUUUGCCGAGCGCAUGAUGUCGCAUCCCCGGCGGAUGACGACCAGGAUGAUCUGCCUAGCCCUGAAUCACCCCCCCGAGAUGCUACCUGCGGCAUUUAGUCCGCAUGCCGCGUCACCAGCGAAUUACGAUACACCCCCAAUGUCGAGCAGCUCGAAUCAAGCACCUUCCCUCAAAUCGAUCGUCCAAUCCAUUCGAUACCCCUCCAGCCCGGCCGUCCAUCGCCCCCCAGCCAACCUCAGUCCCGUCGACCCUCGAGGGCCCCCACCCGGUCUCACUCCAGGAAGCCCCAACAAAGCCUCAUCUCCUCCCAAGCCUCCCUCACACGAGAUUCCUUCGGCGAACCAGCUGGUCUCCCCUCAGCAAAGUCGCGAGCCAUCACGGAGCCCACAACCACCGAAGUUCUCUCUACGAAAUGUUGCCAACCAGGUGGGCGACACCUCGUUUACCGAGUUCAAGGAUUACAUUGCCCGAUAUGAUAGCCUUCUGACGAUGGCGGCGGAGAGCGUGAAGCCUUUAAUGGAAACCUCGCUAAUGGAAUGGAUCCGCGCGGCAGUAUGGUGGUUCUUGCGUGGAAAGACUCGGUUGGAAUCCUUUGCCCGAUCGCGUGCAACGGCACCUCCUAGCUACGCCAAACAAGCCGUCAUCGAUCUCGGAAAAUCGCUUUGGAUCAAUGAGAACAUCGUCCCCACGCAUUACGAACUAGCUCAAUACGGUGAGAUGAGCGUGGAUGCUCUUCUCGCCGUGGCUAGCACCACCGCUAAUAAAGAACUCUUCGAAGCCCUCACCCUGCACCAGACUACCCUGAACCACCUGCGCUCUCUUUCCAUGUCGAUCAAGCGUAACAAUAUUCUCACAGUCAUCCUCGCCGAUGAGCAAUCUCCCAGUCACCUGGAUACCAGCGUCUGGCUCCGAUAUCCAUUCUUUGCCCCGGAUGUAUCCGCAGUGCUAUCGGGAAAUGCGACGCGAUCAAUGUUAGCCGAUAAGCCCGGCAAGGCUGCGAGUUUGUUUCAAAUGAUGCCCCUCGGCGACACCCCGAGGUACUUCAGUUACGGCAGCCUGUUUGUACAGGCAUGUGUCAGCUCUAACGAGGACGAUGGCGAACAAUACGCCAUGCCGUGCGCACUGACCAUCAUUCGAGAGCGCUCGGACUGGUACGUCUUUGCUGCGAUUACCAGUCAGAGCCAGCUUGUCAACAUUAUGAUCCAGUCCGACCGCAAGCAGGGACCUACCUGGGACGAUGUCGAAUGGCAAGUCCGAACACACUCAAUGCGAGUGAAGCUGCCCCGUGGAUUCGAACUGGACGUCAUGUUCAAGGAGGAGGAUUUCAAAACCCUUUGGAACAUUGUCAAAUACACGCAAAAGUCGGAGGGUAGUCUUUCGCCGGAACCCGGUGAGACCGUGGUAUUCGAAAACACCCUCAAGGUAUUCCAAUAUAUGGACCCGGGCGCGCAAAAGGCAUUCCCACCCGAGCCAUUGGAGCGUUGCCGCAUUCGUUUAUUCGAGCGUCACGUCAAGGUGACUGAGGGUACUGGGACGCGGAACGCGCAUCGCGGGUUCAGACUUGCCGUCUUGACAAGUCCCAAGGUUAAGACUCUCAGCAGUAUCCGUCACGUUCUGGCCCAGGGGGCGCCGGUUGUGUUCGGGCUGUUGAGAGGCGAAGAUGGUGCUGCGGCGCUUCUGCUUAAGGUUACGGAGGACGGACGCACUCGAUCUAUGUUGAUGACCUUUCAUGAGUCGGAGGAGCGCACGCGAAUGCAUUCGGUGCUGCUGGGCAUGUCUCCUCGGGAGGGCGAGAGCAAGACUCCCGAGUACCCUCUUCGCGCUUAUAGCAUCGAGCAACCUGGUGAGGCGGGGAGUGGCCAGGAAGCCAUUAAUCAUUUACAAUUCCCUGCUGGUAAUGUGUUGGUCAUUGAUCAGGAGCAUUCUUAUGUGGACCACGGAUAUGGUCCGACGAUUUUGUCUGAAAAUUUGAGGGCGUUUAUUGCUACGGAGUGGGGGUCCGUUACGGAUCGAUUUAAUCUGGGACCUGGGGAAUUGAAACUUGGGCUGGAUGUCAAGAAUCGGACUGGCAUGAGCUUGUAUCGACCGGCACAGCAGGAUCUCACGGUUUCGCUGGCGGAUAAUCUUGUUCGUCCUGAGAUGCCGGAUCAGAUCGCGGAAUUCAUUCAGAAGAUGACUGCGAAGCCGAUGGUUCGUCGGUUGGACUUUGCGAAUAUCCAGGCUCUUCACGCGUUUGAGGCAGCCGUCACCGGAUUUUCGGUGGUUUACGAUGGCAUCGCAUCCUCCUUUACCAUCUCCCGGCGUCGCAGUAUGGUCCCGAUCUACAAGAAAUGGGAGGCCAGCUUGGCGCGUGUCCAAAUCGUGAAGCAAGAGAAGGUCGUGCAGUUACUUGCUUUCUUCCAAGACUUCCACCACGGUUCAUGCAUGAACUUUGUUCUCAAGGGCACUGACCACAUCGAGUCCUUUGGCCGGUCCGGCAAAUUCGGUAUUCGUAUUGUCGAUGCGAAGUUUGCUCUUCCGAAGAAGGAUGAUGAUCCGAGCUCGGCUUUUGUGUGUCUUGACAUGCCUGAAUAUCCGAUUGAACACGAUGAUAUUGCUAUUACGUUCGAUUCGGAGGCUGAGCGCACCAACUUCAAGGUGGUCUUGCCAGGCUCUGUGCGUGAACCAUCUCGGAUGGGUUCUCUGCGGCGAUAG